AUGCCAAAAUAAAAAAAAAGUGCCAAAAUACCAGAAAAACAAGAUUUAAAAGAAACUUAAAUAAAAUAUAUUAAGUCUUAAAAAGUAGAAGAAAUUGAGAAAAAAUGUUUUGAAUAUAAAAAAAUCUAAGAAUAAAUAUAAGAUUUAGGUUUUCCUGUAAAUCCUGCUUCUGAUUAAUUUAUAAGUGAAAUAAAAGAAAAGAAGGAUUAAGUCUUAUUAGGGAAAUAUUUAGCUUCUCAUUUUUGGGGAAAAUAAUCUGAUCUACUGACUAAAAUUAAUGAGAAAUUAGUAGAACAUGGUUUUUAAGUAACAGAUGACCUAUAAUGUGAAUAAAUCAUUACUAUUAAAAUCAAUGAAGAGAAUCUUGGAAAAAAAUAUGAUUAUGAAAAAUUGUUUUAACUUAAAGACACAGCUUGUCCAUCAUAAUUAUUAAAAAUAUAUCAUUAUAGUAGUGAAAUAAUAACUAAGUUAGUUGAACCUAUUGAUAGCCCUGAACUAUAAUAAUUAUAGACAAUCAGAAAGCAUAUCUAAGACUUAUUAAAUAAAUUAGACAAAAUUAGAAUCUUUUCAAAUAAAUUAUCUAAUAUUAAAUCUUAAACUGCCGAAGAUAAAUUAUUGAAAUAAUUUGAAAACUUAGAAAAUGAUUAUUACCUUGUUAAAAAUACUUAAUUCAAUUUUGAUGAGAAAUAAAUAUCAAUGAAGAAGACAAAAUCUUCUAAAAGAAAAGUAAAUCCUAAUGAAGGUGAGAAUGAUUAAGAGUGUUAAUUAGAAGAAGUUUAAAAUUAGGAACAAAUAAAUAAACAAUAGGAUGAGCCUGAAUUAAACAAAGAUUAAGAAAGAAAAUAAUCAGAUAUCAAUUAAGAAUAAAAGUAAUCCAAAAAAAGAUAACAAAAGAAUAAGAAACAAUCUGAUGAGAAUUAAAAUGAAGAAAAAAAUUUAGAAAAAGAAUAAAUUAAAAAAGAAAAAAAAACCAGUAAAUAACAAAUUAAAAAAGAAAAAAUCACUUAAAAUCAAGUUAAGGAUACUUAAAAUACAUCUGUGUAACCUUCUGAAAAGAAAAAGGGAUGUUAAAAAAAUUAUAAUAAAAAGCAAUCAAUAGAAGAAGAUCCUAAAUAAAAAAAAUUAGAACAAUAUUUUUCAAAAAAAAAUUAGUGA
Paramecium sonneborni is the source of this 1155-nucleotide messenger RNA. Lineage: Eukaryota; Ciliophora; Oligohymenophorea; Peniculida; Parameciidae. The record is from the annotation of a GenBank genome assembly.